Molecule: messenger RNA, 605 nt
Organism: Folsomia candida
Lineage: Eukaryota; Metazoa; Arthropoda; Collembola; Entomobryomorpha; Isotomidae
Exons: 3
Coding region: 106-438 (110 amino acids)
Source: RefSeq, a predicted model, not a curated record
CCUUCACUCGUAUAAAAGGCAGACAAGUCUGGAAUGGCAUUUAUUCCACAAUUAAGCCUCCAGUUGUCACCAUCACUUUCAUAGCAUUUUACAGAACACGUAAAUAUGAAGGCUCAAAUUUCCCUAAGUUUCUGUCUUAUCCUUUGUGUCGUGAUGGCAUGUUACGCCAACGUAAAUUGGGGGCGGUGCAAUUGUGGCUGCAUCAAAUCCGAGUGUGACUUCCCCCAGACGGCGGACGAAUGCAGUGCAUGCGCAGCCGCCGUGAACGCUCCGCAAAACAGUUUUGACGAAGGAAAAUGUUGGAUUAAGGUUGGCAACAUCGGUCAGAUGGAUUGCGGACUUCGCUGUUAUCGAUCACUCGUCGGAUGUUCCGGAUUCGGAGGGGUGUCCCACUACACGUAUGGAAAUAUGUGCUGGUGCGUUUAUAGACAUCCGUAAAGAUUUAAUUAAUAUAUAUAUCACAUGUCACAUGUGUAUCAUUUGAGCUAAGCUGCUGUAUAAAAUAAUUUAAUUUUUAUAUAUAAAGAAAGUUUUGUGGGUAAUAAAUACAUAGUUAUAAUUUCUCGAAAUUUAUCUGAUAAAUAAAACCUUAGUUCAAACGCGUA